CAGACGCCGUACUGAGGCGCCCCGAGCCUGCUCCGCCUGCAGCUCGGUGCGCUCUCGGCACCCGGGCGCCUUGCCCGGGGCACGGGCGGCUGGCGCACCGCCGCGAGCCGGGUGCAGGACUGGCUAGAGGGGUGUGUGGGGGAGUGUUCGAUUGGAGAUCUGAGCUAUAGCAGAACCCGGCGGACCAGAGCAGCCAUGCUUCCCGGGGUGGGCGUGUUCGGCACCAGCCUCACGGCCCGUGUCAUCAUCCCGCUGCUGAAAGAUGAGGGCUUCGCGGUGAAGGCGCUGUGGGGCCGCACGCAGGAGGAAGCCGAGGAGCUGGCCAAGGAGAUGAGCGUCCCCUUCUACACCAGCCGCAUUGACGAGGUGCUGCUGCAUCAGGACGUGGACUUGGUGUGCAUCAACCUGCCGCCGCCCCUCACCAGGCAGAUCGCUGUCAAAACCCUGGGCAUUGGCAAGAACGUCAUCUGCGACCGCACGGCCACCCCGCUGGACGCCUUCCGCAUGAUGUCGGCCGCCCACUACUACCCCAAGCUCAUGAGCAUCAUGGGCAACGUGCUGCGCUUCCUGCCGGCCUUCGUGCGCAUGAAGCAGCUCAUCGAGGAGGGCUACGUGGGCGAGCUGCUGGUGUGCGAGGUGCAGGUGCACAGCGGCAGCCUGCUGGGCAAGAAGUACAACUGGAGCUGCGACGACCUGAUGGGCGGCGGCGGCCUGCACUCGGUGGGCACCUACAUCAUCGACCUGCUCACCUUCCUCACUGGCCAGAAGGCCGUCAAGGUCCACGGGCUGCUGAAGACCUUCGUGAAGCAGACCGACCACAUCAAGGGCAUCCGCCAGAUCACCAGCGACGACUUCUGCACCUUCCAGAUGGUGCUGGAGGGCGGGGUGUGCUGCACCGUCACCCUCAACUUCAACGUGCCCGGCGACUUCAAGCAGGACGUGACCGUGGUGGGCUCGGCCGGGCGCCUGCUAGCGGUGGGCACAGACCUGUACGGGCAGCGCAACGGCGCCCCACAGCAGGAGCUGCUGCUGCAGGACGCCACGCCCAUCAGCAACUCCCUGCUGCCCGAGAAGGCCUUCAGCGACAUCCCGUCGCCCUACCUGCGCGGCACCAUCAAGAUGAUGCAGGCCGUGCGCCAGGCCUUCCAGGACCAGGACGACCGGCGCACGUGGGACGGGCGGCCGCUCACCAUGGCCGCCACCUUCGAUGACUGCCUGUACGCCCUGUGCGUGGUGGACACCAUCAAGAGGUCCAGCCAGACGGGCGAGUGGCAGAACAUUGCCAUCAUGACCGAGGAGCCCGAGCUGAGCCCCGCCUACCUGAUCAGCGAGGCCAUGCGACGCAGCAGGAUGUCCCUGUACUGUUAGCGCAGGACUGGGGACCUGGGGGGGAUGCAGGUGCUCCACGUGGAGCCCAGAGAGGGAGGGAAGGGGGGGGGGGGGGCAGAGGCGGCCUGGAGGAGUGCCCGGCGGGAAGGUGGAGAGGGGGCAGUGUGAGUAAGUGGCAUCUGAGGAGGUGAAUCCCAGCCCGGGUGAGGGGCACUGAGGAAGACUGUCGGCAGGCCGAGCUAGUAACAGCCUGGGAGUAUUGGGGGGGGGGGCAGAGGGGCGCCUGCCAUUCCUGAUGUCAUGCCUGCCGGCCAUUUGCAUGAAGGAGAAAGGCUUAGCUUCUGUUGCCCCUUAUCAUGAGAAGCAGAGAGGGCGUGCUUUCCUCCUCACCUCAUCCACCCCCUUCACCUUGGCCUCCUUGGCAAGCCAUAGUCUCCUGCCAUCGGUGGGCAAGCUCAGUGGGUGUUGGCUCCCCAACCCCUGCCCCGCCCCGCACCGGCUGCACCUGCUUCUAGCAGGAGAAGGCACAUCCCCAUCUGUCCGCAGAAGCCUAUUAGUCUGGGGAGAAGUAGGGGUACAGUGGGCUCAUGAGAACAUUCAAAUUCCAGGAAGCCACUUAAAAUGUCUGGAGGAAAGAGCACUUGGUAGCAAAGUGCACAGCGAUCUUGAUGGAUUGGUGUUCCUCACAGGAAGCAGGAAGGAGUGUCUUCCCAAUUGGUUCAUUGCCUCUCGCCCGGCCUGAGAUGGGGUAAGGGAGGGCCAGGAACAGCAAGUGAGCCAGAAGGAGAGCCCCAGAGCACACGGGGCCUGGAGACAGAUGAGGCAGAGAAUCCACUAGCCCUUUGGGUUUGCCAGCAAUUAAAAAAUUGCAAGGAGCCACCUUAUACUACUACUUCGGGUGGGGUAGAACUGAGUGUAGGGGAUCUUGCUACUGAAGUGUCGUUUUACGUGGCUCUCCGGCAGGGUCAAAGGCACAGCAGAAGUGGGUCUGACCACAGGCUCACUUGCUGGGGCCGCCCCCAGUGUUGCAGUGGGGAUCUCCCAGCAGGUGGGAAGGUGAGCCAGCCCUGGAUGGGCUUUGGGCUCCAACCCCCAUGUCUCCUACAGAGCUGGUAAAGGACUUUUAGGAGAUUCACCCAGCUUCGUGGAUGUAAAAGGGAAGCCUUCAGUUCCACGCAGAUAAUAAUCUUCUUCCCUUAAAAGAAAAAAAAGGUCAAGGCUCUUUUCCUUAGCUUUGACCUUUGCUUUUAAGAUGCUGACACCUGCCAGUUUUUGAAUAGGUAUUAAACAAAAGGACAACCAGGAACAUAAUGUUCAGUGUUUCUAAUAUGGGGUUUUAGAGCUCUCAGGGGUGUGUCUUCAUGUAGGGUUGAGAAGGUUAAUGUUGGAGAAAACCGUAUUCUUCCUUUCCUUUGUCUCUUGUUUCUCUUGUCUUGUCACUCUCUGCUUCUAGAGCUUUUACUGGAGAUGGUAGCUGCAGUCUUGGAGCAGGUAGUUCCAAAGGGAACAACUGAAGAUACACACACACACACACACACACACACACACACACACACAUGCACAAAUUAAGGGUUGGUCAGUGUUCACCACCAUCAAAUGUCACUGAAACAGUUCUUAAAAAUUCAGACCUUUCUCGAAAGAAACACCAAGUUAAACAGCUUGAAAACAGGGGAUUAACCUUUUCCUAAUCCUUCAUUCCGCAUCGACGUUUGUCAGGCUUGGAUGCAGAGACCAUUGCUUGUAAAUCUACAUGGCUCUUCUUUACAGGUCACAGAAAUCCAAAAGUUGUCUCUGGCACACAGCUGAGGUGUCGACAUCUCUUCAGGUGACUGGUGGUAGAAUCGGAAGGGAAUUU
Molecule: messenger RNA, 3184 nt
Organism: Callorhinus ursinus (northern fur seal)
Lineage: Eukaryota; Metazoa; Chordata; Mammalia; Carnivora; Otariidae
Gene: GFOD1
Product: Gfo/Idh/MocA-like oxidoreductase domain containing 1
Molecular function (GO): nucleotide binding
Source: RefSeq, a predicted model, not a curated record